GGCAAUUUUUCACACACAGCUUACACAAAUCAUCAAAAUGAAAGCGGAAAGCUUGUCAAUCUUAAUCUUAGCAAUCUCUGCUUCUCUCUUCAUUUCAGCAAUUGGAGAUCCAUUGUACAGAGGAAGAUGGAAGUUGUUGAAGAGAAGCAUUGGGAUUUCCUCAAUGCACAUGCAAUUGGUACCCAACGAUAAGAUAAUUACCUUCGAUAGAACAGAUUUUGGACCAUCCAAUCUUUCUCUACCAGAAGGGAAAUGCAUUAGCGAGUCACAAAACAAUGAUUGCUUUGCCCAUUCUGUUGAGUUUGAUCCCCUCAACCGAAAUGUUCGACCACUCACUAUACUCACCGACACAUGGUGCUCUUCAGGAUCAUUGUCUCCGGACGGUACAUUAAUGCAGAGCGGUGGAUAUGGACUUGGGGAAAGGGUAGUUAGGACGUUUAAGCCGUGUGCUGACUGCGACUGGGUGGAGGAUCCAAAUGGUCUAAUUUCACCUCGAUGGUAUGCUUCAAAUCAAGUUUUACCAGAUGGGAAAAUUAUUGUUGUUGGAGGGAGAUAUCAGUUUAAUUAUGAAUUUAUCCCUAAAAGCUCUAUUAAUGAUCAAAAACUUUACCAGCUUCCAUUUCUGAAAGAAACUAGAUAUUCUCCUUUGAUUCCAAAUAAUUUGUACCCUUUCUUACAUCUCUCUCCUGAUGGAAAUCUCUUCAUUUUUGCCAAUGACAGAGCAAUUUUACUAGAUUAUGUCAAUAACAAAGUAGUCAAAAACUACCCUGUAAUGCCUGGAGGCAUUUCGCGCAACUAUCCAAGCACUGGCUCUUCAGUUCUGCUUCCUUUGGUACUCCAUAACAAUUUUAGCAGCAGCCCAAAUGCAGAAGUUGUUAUCUGCGGAGGUACAUUGCCAGAUUCAAAUGAGCAGACCAAUGCAGGGAUUUAUAUUGCUGCUUCAAAAUCCUGCGGUCGGAUAGCGAUAAACAAAGAGAAUCCCGUUUGGGAAAUGGAGGAAAUGCCUGUUAGAAGAGUAAUGGGUGACAUGAUAAUGUUACCAACAGGCGAUGUGCUUAUCAUUAACGGUGCUGCUAAUGGAACCGCCGGCUGGAAUGCUGCAAGAGAACCUGUUCUAAAUCCUGUGCUUUACAGACCCAAUAUUCCUACAAAUAGGUUUGAGCUAAUGAGUCCAUCUCCAAUUCCACGUCUCUAUCAUUCUGCUGCUCAUUUGCUGUCAGAUGGUCGUGUUUUGGUCGGAGGCAGUAAUCCUAAUAGAAAUUACAAUUUCACUGCAAUUUAUCCAACAGAGUUAAGCCUGGAAGCAUUUUAUCCUCCAUAUCUCAGCCCAAAUACUUCCAGGCCAGCAAUUACUGAGAUAAAUCCAGAGGCAAAUCUUAGAUACAAGCAGAAAUUUACUAUGGGUUUUGAGUCAAAGACUGAAAAGAUGGUUAAUUUACAGAAAAUUUAUGUGACGAUGGUGGCUCCAUCCUUCACUACCCAUUCUUUUGCUAUGAACCAGAGGUUGUUGGUUCUGGCUUUGGACAAUAAUGGUGUACAGAAGGUGGGCACCGGAAAAUAUUCUGUUCAGGUGAAUACUCCGGUAACCGGCGCACUAGCACCACCGGGAUACUAUCAGUUGUUUGUGGUCCAUGAAGGUGUUCCAAGUAGAGGCAUGUGGGUCCAUAUCAAGUAGGGGGGUAGUUGAUUGCCUUGAAUUUAGAAUUUAUGAGUAUGGUGUUGAUAAUUUGAUUUCAUGCAUGAGAUUCCUGUAAUGGUCUCUUACUUAUGAACAUGAAUAUUGAAUUGUUAAUGACAAGCUACAGUUGAAAUGUGAAAUGGAUUUGACAGAUUAUUUC
Molecule: messenger RNA, 1838 nt
Organism: Jatropha curcas
Lineage: Eukaryota; Viridiplantae; Streptophyta; Magnoliopsida; Malpighiales; Euphorbiaceae
Source: RefSeq, a predicted model, not a curated record